Molecule: messenger RNA, 930 nt
Organism: Catharus ustulatus (Swainson's thrush)
Lineage: Eukaryota; Metazoa; Chordata; Aves; Passeriformes; Turdidae
Gene: SPA17
Product: sperm autoantigenic protein 17
Exons: 4
Coding region: 78-377 (99 amino acids)
Molecular function (GO): calmodulin binding
Source: RefSeq, a predicted model, not a curated record
GGGGCGGUUGCCAAGCGGCGGCGUCCGCAGCACGGACUGAGGCACCGGCGUGGCCCGAGGGUCCGGGAGAAGCAACCAUGUCCAUCGCCUACUCCAACACCAGCCUGAGGGUGCCCGCCGGCUUCCGGAACCUGCUGGAGGGGCUGGCGCGGGAAGUGCUGCAGGAACAGCCCACCGAUGUGGUGGCCUUUGCAGCUCAGCACUUCCAAAAACUGCUGGAGCAGAGAGAGGCUGGUGGCAUUGACCCAGUGGCGUGGGGAGCCAUGCUGGAGGAUGACCGUCUCACCUGGCCCCCUUCCCAGGAGGCCAAGGACACAGAGGAGAAGCGGGCAGCACCAGGGGGAGCAGGCAGCACGCAGAGCCCUGGAUCACCGUGAUUCUGCCCCAAAAUGCAUGGAGAGGAGCUGAAGGGGAGCACGUCCCCAUAACCCUCAUGAACUGGGACACCUCUCCGGAGAUGCAACUGCAGCACUUGCCCCACAUCCCCCAUUUCCCACUGUCCAACCCCAAAACUAAAAAAAAACCUCUUGGUGCUCUCCUGGCUCCUGCCCUUUUCCCGUGGGCGGGUGCAGCACUCCCAUCCCGCCCCUGCGGUGCUGUUUUAAUGAGGAAUUUUAUUAACGAGGUCCCCGCCGUUAUUAGCACCGAUCACCUGAGAUUUCUCCCCGAAAAAUCCUGGGUUUGGGGCUGAGCUGAGCACGGGAUGAUAUUUUUAGCCUCUAUAUUUAGGCCCCUGCAUCCCUGGAGGUUGGAAGAAACUUCAUAACAUCCCAGCGCGAGGGAAUGAUGUGACAUUGCACCUCUCCUACCCCCCUCCAUAAGCUGAGAUACCUCCAUGGAAUUUUGGGGUGCACACAAGGGCCCCCCAUUCCUAUUCCUACCUGUGAAAUUCCUAUUUUCCCACACAGACUGGUUUCAAAAUCCCCCCCC